Messenger RNA from Quercus robur (English oak), 882 nucleotides. RefSeq lists its product as uncharacterized. The record is from RefSeq and is a predicted model, not a curated record. Bases 1 to 882 code for a protein of 293 amino acids. Lineage: Eukaryota; Viridiplantae; Streptophyta; Magnoliopsida; Fagales; Fagaceae. The transcript has a single exon. Gene Ontology annotation, molecular function: zinc ion binding.
AUGGUAACCGAUGCUAACCAAAAGGUUUUGCCUCUCGCCUUCGCUAUUAUGGACAAGGAGUCAGGGGCUAGUUGGGGGUGGUUUUUAGAGUGUCUCAGGAUUUCCAUAGAGCAUGUCAUACCUAACGAUGACAUUUGUAUUAUUUCUGACCGACAUAAAGGUAUUAAAUGUGUCAUUCGAGAGUGGCCUAGACGUGAGGACGGAAGAGAACAGGUAUAUCACCGAUAUUGCCUUCGACAUGUUGCUAGCAACUUCAACAGACACUUUGAUUACCCGAUUCUAAAGGCAUUGGCCUUGAAAGCUGGAUAUGCGAGUAAUGAAGCUAAAUUUAAGUCCAUAAUGGAAACCAUUAAGGAGGCCGAGAUUAAUUUACUGAGGGGUGUAGACCCUACUGAUACGCGGAUUGAACGUUAUAUGCUGUACACAUAUCUAGUGAGUGAGGAUGUGGAGAAAUGGACCCAGUCACAUGAUGGUGGAAGACGUUACGGGGCAAUGACAACCAAUAUCUCCGAGUGCUUUAAUGGGGUACUUAAAGGUGCCCGCGGUUUGCCCAUUGCUGCAAUGGUUCAUUUCACUUGGUGCAAACUUGUUGCAUAUUUCCACGAUCGACAUAAACAAAUUACUUCUGAUCUCUCUCGAGGUAAGCUGUGGAGUGAUUAUGCAAUGGAGAUCUAUAGCAGAAAUGAGCAGAAAAUUGCAGGACACACUGUGAGGAAUUUUAAUCAUGCAGAGGGUGUAUAUCAGGUGGUUACCUCGUACAAUGACCAUAGAGGUGGAGGGGGAAACCACAGUCAUGAAGUGCGCAUAUUUGCUAGAACAUGUGGUUGCAGAAAGUGGCAAAACUUGAAGAUCCCUUGUUCACAUGCAAUUAAAGUUCUUUAA